Lathyrus oleraceus (garden pea) is the source of this 1004-nucleotide messenger RNA. RefSeq lists its product as uncharacterized. NCBI's taxonomy places the organism in Eukaryota, Viridiplantae, Streptophyta, Magnoliopsida, Fabales, Fabaceae. The transcript is spliced from 4 exons. The coding region runs from base 131 to 679 and encodes 182 amino acids. The record is from RefSeq and is a predicted model, not a curated record.
CAAAAGUUUUUUUUUUGUUACCAAAAAGAUGAUUACAUAAUAAUAGUUUCCAAUGAGAAAUAUUAUUUGAAAAACAAACAUUACAUCACAUAAUUUCACGGCACAGCAGCAGUAACAUCGCUCAAAACAAAUGGCGAUGGAAAGUGGAAGCAGCGUCAACAACAACAACCCAGAUGAAUUUGCGGUUGGUUGUUUCCUUUCGAUCAGAACAACGUUAGGUGAUGAAUUUGAAGGUCAAGUUGUUACCUUCGAUCGAGCAACCAACUUCCUCGGACUCCUAGAAGGUUCCAAACAUGGCCCUCUUCGCAACAUUAGGAUUUUGAGUGCUGAUUAUAUCAAAGAUUUCACCUUUUUAGGUCAAGGUCAUGACCCACUUCCAAUUGAUUCUCAUCUUGAUCUUCAUACUCUUCAAUCAAGGGAGCUACUUGCUAUUAGACAAGCAGAGGCAGAAGCUGAGAGGAUUGGGGUUGGUGUUUCUAGUGAGGCACAGAUUAUCUUUGAUGCUUUAUCUAAAACGCUUCCAGUUCACUGGGACAAGACCGUCAUAGUUGUAAUGAAUGAGGUGCGUGUCAGCAGUCCUUAUCACUCUGAAUGUGUGAUUGGCGGUACACCUGCUGCAAAUGACCGAGUGAAGAAAGUGCUUGAGUUCGAGAGAAAGAGACUUCAACUUCGCGGUUAGAAAGAACGUCCAAGGAAGAAACACGAUGGAUAUACUUUAUUCGUUUUAUUUAUUAUUAGAUCGACCUUUCUUUGAUAGUUUUUUAUUUAUUGUUGUGGUAAGUAUACUUUAUUUAGGAUUUAGGAUCUACGGUUGAAUUUGAUUGCAUUUUGGUGAGAAGGGAGUAAAAACAUAGUAGAGGAAUGCUUGGCAUAGGUUAUGGUUUCAAUUUUCAACGGAUGAUUCACCUCCUACAGUGCUUCUGAUUCUAUGUUCGUUCGUUUUGAUGAAAAUUUUGUAUGAGCAAUGACAUGAUCAAUGCAGAAUAAAGACUAUUAGGGCGUGA